This is a messenger RNA of Elaeis guineensis (African oil palm), 471 nucleotides long. RefSeq names its product UDP-glucuronate 4-epimerase 4-like. Lineage: Eukaryota; Viridiplantae; Streptophyta; Magnoliopsida; Arecales; Arecaceae. The record is from RefSeq and is a predicted model, not a curated record.
AUGCCUCUGUCACUCUACAACCCAUCUCUCAAGCAUGCUUGUUGGGCCCUUCUCCUCUGCACUGGCGUCUUCAUCAUCAAUGGCAACCUCUCCGACCCCAACCUCUUCAACAAGCUCCUUGACAUCGUGUCCUUCACCCAUGUCCUCCGCCUUGCCUCCCUCCCUGCUGAUGCCCCCCUCGGCCAUCUCAACCCUGCUGUCUUUGCCUAUGUUGAUGUUGAAGCCCUCAUUUCUCUUUUCAAGCCUGCUUGUGCCAUCGAUUCCUCAUCAACCAUCAUCUGGGUCUCUUCCACCUUUGUUUAUGGCCUCAACCCGACCUCGACCCCCAUCGUCGAGUCCAAUCCCAUCGACCACCUUGCCACCCUCUUUGCUUCUGGCAAGAACACUACUGAGGAGAUAGCCUAUGCCUAUAGGUACACAUAUGGCCUCUCUAUCACCACCCUCCACCUCUUCACUGACUACAAUCCAUAG